Plectropomus leopardus (leopard coralgrouper) is the source of this 2343-nucleotide messenger RNA. RefSeq names its product keratin, type II cytoskeletal 8-like. Gene Ontology annotation, biological process: intermediate filament organization; keratinization. NCBI's taxonomy places the organism in Eukaryota, Metazoa, Chordata, Actinopteri, Perciformes, Serranidae. Gene Ontology annotation, cellular component: keratin filament. The record is from RefSeq and is a predicted model, not a curated record. Gene Ontology annotation, molecular function: structural constituent of skin epidermis.
CCAGGGACCAGGGAGUGUCUAUCUGCCUGACUCUCCUUCCCUCAGCAGAGUCUCUCCUCUCUCACCACCUCAGUGCUACAGACUCCCUCUGUGACCAUGUCUGUCAGAGCUGUGAAGACCACCACCUUCUCCACUGUGUCCUCCCAGAGGAGCCCAUCCCACGGCUUCAGCAGCCGCUCCUUCUCUGGCUACGGGGGCUCUGGUAUGGGUAGUGGCAGGCAGAGCUAUGCUGUCCGCAGCUCCUAUGGGGGACUGGGCAGCAGUGGGGCUGCUGUGGGUGCUGGGGGUUUUAAAGUAGCCGGUGGGUAUAUUGCUGGGGGGUCUGGACAAAGAGGAGGCGGAAUAGAGUUUGGCUAUGUGGGCUUUGGUGGAGGUAUGGGAGGUGGCAUGGCCAAUGAAGUGGUGACCCCCAUCACAGCAGUGACUGUGAACAAGAGCCUGCUGACCCCCCUGAACCUGGAGAUUGACCCCGACAUCCAGGCUGUCCGCACCCAGGAGAAGGAGCAGAUCAAGACCCUGAACAACCGCUUUGCUUGCUUCAUUGACAAGGUACGCUUUCUGGAACAGCAGAACAAAAUGCUUGAGACCAAGUGGAAACUUGUGCAGGAACAGACCACAUCUCGCUCCAACAUUGAUGCCAUGUUUGAAGCCUACAUUGCCAACUUGCGUAAGCAGCUAGACAACUUGGGCCAUGAAAAAGUCAAACUUGAGUCUGACCUGAAUCACAUGACAGGUCUGGUUGAAGACUUCAAAAACAAGUAUGAGGAUGAGAUCAAUAAGCGCAAUGAGUGUGAGAACAACUUUGUCCUCAUGAAGAAGGACACGGACGCAGCGUACAUGAUCAAAGUGGAGCUGGAAGCUAAACUGGAUGGGCUCUCUGAUGAGAUUGAGUUCCUGAGGCAGAUCUAUGAUGCAGAAAUCCAUGAGCUGCAGAGCCAGAUCAAGGACACAUCUGUUGUGGUAGAAAUGGACAACAGCCGUAACCUUGACAUGGAUGCCAUCGUUGCUGAAGUGCGUGCCCAGUAUGAAGACAUUGCCAACCGUAGCAGAGCCGAGGCUGAGUCAUGGUACCAGACAAAGUAUGCAGAGAUGCAGCAGUCCGCAGGCAGAUAUGGUGACGACCUGAAGUCAACCAAGGCUGAGAUCUCUGAAAUGAACCGCAGGAUAUUGAGGCUCCAGUCUGAAAUUGACAUGGUUAAAGCACAGAGAAACAGUUUGGAAAAUCAAAUCGCAGAGGCAGAGGAGCGUGGUGAGCUUGCAGUGAAGGACGCUAAACUACGCAUCAGAGACCUGGAGGAAGCUCUCCAGAGAGCCAAGCAGGAUAUGGCCCUUCAGGUCCGCCAGUACCAGGAACUGAUGAAUGUGAAGCUGGCUCUGGACAUUGAAAUCGCCACCUACAGGAAACUGCUGGAAGGAGAGGAGUACAGGUUAGCCACUGGAAUCAAGACCAAUAUCUCUAAACAGACUUCUGUGAACUACAAUGCCUAUGCCCUAGAGAGCUCUCGUACCCCGUCCUACGUCAGCUGCUCCUUCGGUGGAGUCAAGGCCAGCACCAAUUCUGUCCCUGAUCUUGAGGAAGCAACAGUGAAGAGCACCACAGUCACCAAGACAGAAACUGUGGUGAUCAAGACCGAGGAGAAGAAGGAGGAGAAGAAAGUGGAGGAAAACGAGGAGCAGAAAGAACAGGAAGAGCAGCAGCAGACAGCAACUGAGGAAGAUGCUGCUGAGGAGAAGACAGAGGAGCAGGAGGAGGCUGAAGCUGUGCCUGAAGAGUGAUUUGUUCUUCUUUUGUCUGAUUGAUGAUUUUGGUCUUGGAAGUUAAGAAAAAGCAUACCUAUUAUGCUUAAUUGUUCUGUUCCUUAAUGAUCCCUUCACCAAGCUGCCUUCAUCAAAUAAUGUUUCUGCUGUAAGAGGCGUAAACACCUUUCCCUCAGAUAUCAUGAAUGAAGAGGUGCUAAUGGAUGAGUCUUUGUUCAGGUCUUUACUGUCAUCGAGUCUGAGUCACUGCCUGUGGUUCAGUAUUCACUGCACCACACUUGUUUUGCCAGCAGGUGGCACUAUUGUAUGUGUUUUCCUCUGCUGUUCUAUCUUGUCCUGCACUGUUGUCACUACUGUUGUCACUACUAGUGUAAAAGCAAACUGCUGACAGGAGUCAUGUGGGAAAACUAAACCAUCACCAUGUCGAACCCUUAUGCUUAACCUGCUGUACUCAAACAGUAAAGUAAGAUGAAAAUCUGUCAAUCUGUCACCAAAGUCUUCAUGAGUAUUUCAUAAAAAAAACUUUUUUUUGGUGUGCCACUGCAGCAACACCUGGAGUCCUGUUUGCUCAACAAUAAAUCUUCU